GUUCCGAUCUGGCUUAUUUGUAAUCAUUAGACGCGUGGAACGGGGAGAAGCUUAAAUCUUAAAAAGAUGUUGGGCUAUCCCGCCCCGUCCCAUGAUUCCCUCCAUCCGGUCUCCGUCCGCCGUGCUCUGUGAUUGACUUACCUCCAGUCCAAAACCUUCGAGAUGCUCAGCAAGACUAUUGUCGCAGCCCUUCUGGGCUUCGUGUCUCUGACCAAUGCUGUAAAGAAGUGCCCCGUUGCCGACGUUUCCGCCAUUGCCCACACUGGCACCCCAAUUGGCGAGGAGGUCAAGUACAACGGGCUGACCCAAUAUGUCACCAAGCCAAGCACGCGUGGUAACAGGACUGUUGGAGUCCUUUACCUAACCGACGUUUUCGGAAUCCAGCUCGCGCAAAACAAGCUCCUGUCUGACAGCUUUGCUCGCGCCGGUUACAUCUCCGUCGCGCCGGACCUGUUCAACGGCAGCCCCGCCCCGAACGACAUCAACAUCCCCGGCUUCAACACGACGGCAUUCCUUGCGCAGCACGGACCCAACGUCACCGACCCGAUCAUCGCCAAUUCCAUCAAGUACCUGCGCGAGGAACUCGGCGUGAGCAAGGUCGCCGUCACGGGAUACUGCUUCGGAGGCCGCUACUCUUUCCGCGUCCUCGCCGAGGGCAAAGGCGCUGAUGUCGGCUUCGCCGCGCACCCGAGUCUUCUUACCGAUGAGGAGAUUACGGCCAUCACUGGUCCCGCGAGUGUCGCUGCCGCCGAAACUGAUAACCUCAUGUCACCCGCUCGUCGUGCCGAGGUCGAGGCCCUCCUCAGCGAGACUGGCCAGCCCUUCUCCCUCGCUGUGUAUGGUGGUACCUCGCAUGGAUUCGGCGUUCGCGCCAAUAUUUCGGACCCUAGACAGAAGUUCGGCAAGGAGGAGGCCUUCUUCCAGGCUGUUCGCUUCUUUGACACCUGGGCUUGAUCGAGCCUACAAUUCUUGUACAUAUUUGAAAAAGUUUGCUGUCCAAUCAUGAUCUCGACUGUACUGAUUGCUUUCAACAAUUGAAGUCCAAUAGUCAUCUGCGCUUCGAAGGCUUUGUUAAGUUGCCUAGAUGGUGAGGUGUUUAUCCGUUUUCGUCUAUUCGUCUGGAAUGCUCGCGAUUCGUACUAUGAGGUUGAUCGUUCGUCUCCUCGUCUGUACCUAUACCGGGAGGUAAAAUCGAUAUGUUAGCGGUGCUAAUGAGGUUACGAGAGAGAGAGAGCUGAAUCGGAUGCGCUCCGAGAAAUGCCGAGAGCCUUGCCAGGAAAUGUCAUUGAAUGUGAGAGCAAACAGCUCAUCAGCACCAUGGCCGCGCUCGCUGUAAGCAGCAGGCCUCGUACAAUUCUUCUGCCCAAGGAGAUGUAUAGAUGAGCACGAAAAUUCCGAGAACAACUUGGUAAGUUUGCCAUCGUGAGGAUUCAUCGGCAUGACCGCAGAAUCGGAGAAACUAAGAAUUGUUAAUUUGGCCAGUCAGGGGAGAUGCACCUCGCUUUCCAUAGCUGUAGUUCCACGCGCUGGACGCGUCUAGACCUCAUCCUCAUCCGACAAUUGCCGUCCGUGGCGUCAACUAGCAUCGUUAAGCUUUUUGUCCCUUCAGACGUCAUGGUCAUCAUGUGGCUUCUUUUCCAGCGAAAAGCCAGGAUCCAAUGUCAUCGGGGACCCCUAGCUGCAGCCUGCCGACAAAUUCUCCGGGGACAACUGGCUACAACGGUAGUAACGAGCCUUAGCAGCGCGUCAAGAAGUCUUAAAAAUUGACGGCAGAGUCAUAAUCAGCCUUACCAUUCCCACUAUCCGCUAGGUAUUAUCCCUAGAAAAGCACAGCUAGGUCGGAUCACUUAAGCUUCCAGGACGAUCGCACAUUCGCAACACCCCCACUAGUCGUAGCACCAGACCAGGCGCACCCACCUACCUCGGUUUCGGUUUCGGGGUUUUAGGUACAACCCGUCUGUUCCUGUUUUGAUCGUUUCAGAUCGCUCACACUCUGACUCUACAGCUCAUUUGUAUUCCUAGUAGCUUCUGUACGAAGUAGUUGAAUAUGCCUUACCUUCAAUGCUAAUGACCAAUAUCCUAAGUAGGUAGGUCGAACGAGUUGCAGUCG
Molecule: messenger RNA, 2110 nt
Organism: Colletotrichum scovillei
Lineage: Eukaryota; Fungi; Ascomycota; Sordariomycetes; Glomerellales; Glomerellaceae
Product: dienelactone hydrolase
Exons: 4
Coding region: 163-954 (263 amino acids)
Molecular function (GO): hydrolase activity
Source: RefSeq, a predicted model, not a curated record